AUGCGUUACAGAGAAUCCCAUCUCAUCAACGCGCCUCUCGCAGCCAUGCCACGCCUGGCCCUCCUGCCUUGCAACCCCCCUGUCGCUGAUGAGACCUUCGCCCCUCGACAGCGCCUACACAUCCACCCGACGGGCAGGGUAGGUAUUCGCUGCAGAGAGGCCGGCAAUGACGCCCUGUCCAACCCGCUCCCCUCGAACAGCGCCUACGCGUCCGCCCAACGGGGCAGGGUAGGUAUUCGCUGCGAGGGCCGGCGCCGCGAAAAUGAGGCUGUGCUGAGCUGGCUUCCACAUCGACAGCAGGCCACCCUCCCGUCGGCCGCUAGCCACGAAGCGCCUCAGCAAAGUCCCAGAAGGGCCAGGUGCGUUUUCGGCCUGCCCUCGGGCGCAAAAGCAAACCCCAACGAUAGCCCCAGCUGUCUCCCCAAAGGGAGAGGCCAGUAUUCCUUCGGCCUCGAGGGUUGCCUGCAGCGGCUGACAUGUAUACCUUCCACCACCCCAAGCGACCUGGCAUACAUCCUUCGCCUGCCUCUCCGCAAAACCAUCUCGUCGUCUCCUCCAGAUCCCUUUCCGAGCCUCCCAUACCCCGCGUACCACAUCCUCACAUUCCUCGCAGCAUAA
This is a messenger RNA of Sodiomyces alkalinus F11, 618 nucleotides long. RefSeq lists its product as hypothetical. The record is from RefSeq and is a predicted model, not a curated record. NCBI's taxonomy places the organism in Eukaryota, Fungi, Ascomycota, Sordariomycetes, Glomerellales, Plectosphaerellaceae. The transcript is spliced from 4 exons. Bases 1 to 618 code for a protein of 205 amino acids.